Messenger RNA from Orbilia oligospora ATCC 24927, 810 nucleotides. RefSeq lists its product as uncharacterized. The coding region runs from base 1 to 810 and encodes 269 amino acids. NCBI's taxonomy places the organism in Eukaryota, Fungi, Ascomycota, Orbiliomycetes, Orbiliales, Orbiliaceae. The record is from RefSeq and is a predicted model, not a curated record. The transcript has a single exon.
AUGUCGGCUCCUCAAAAACCUAUCAAAGGGUCAAAAGCCUACGAGAAGUUCCGUCAAGCGCUCGAGAAGAUGGAUAGAUCAGAACUAGGCAACCUCGAAUUUCGUCGCUACUCCAGAGACAUGAAACGUCUAAUUAUCCAGGAAAAAAAGUUACGGAAAUCGAGUAACAAAGGGAUAUCUAAAAAGGAAACUACAGAUAUUCUCAUAAAGAUGGUCGAAGUCCUCCGACCGGAACAGGCUGCCACGUUUAAAAAUCGCUACCAAAACCCACCUAAGAAGCCCACACUUGAACGUUCCGGGGAAGCUAAAAAGCAGGCGCUGUUGAAAAGCAAAAAAAACGAUCCAAAUUAUACACACGCAUAUUGUACAUUUAAAAUGUACCACGAAGACGUCAGCAAGAAAGUGGGAGGUAUUUCUUUCAAUUCAAAGUUCUGGACGCUCGGCCUCAAAGCCCAGAAAUACAUAGCAGGAUCUUCCACAUGCUCCAAUCCAUCCUGCAGUAAAGAAUGGGAACAUAAAAAAAUCGGAAUGGUCAUUCGGGGAUCUCGGGAGCCAGAAGUACUAGAUUACCACGUAUUUGUGCGUAAUCAAAGGUGCAAAUCAUGUGGCUCUCUAGCACUCAUGCAACUGAAGAAGACAACAUAUGUUAAAAUAGUGGCACGUCAAUUGAACGAAUGGAAGGAGGAAGAUCAACCUUCGCGCCACGAUCUCGGGUACUGUGAGGAAUGCAAAACUCGCAAGUGUCCCAACCUGAAGCCGGAUGGCGUUGAAGGUCAUGUAACCUCUGCUCUAGGAAAACUUCAUCUAUAG